UCAAAUUAAACAAAAGUAAUUCUGUAAAAUAAAUACAUGUAUUUAGGAGAGUCCGACGAUUUAGGAUGACGUCAGCCCUACGUAUGCGCCGGUCGGUCAGAGGAUUCUUCCUGAAUUCUCCGUUCAUGUGAUGUCACUCUAUCAAUUCGUCGUUGCUUCCGUCUGUCCCUGCGAGUCUUCCUUGUCUCUUGAUUGCAGAGCGGACUGGGACUCUUGAACUACCACUUGAGCACUGUCUCUCUCUUCUUCGCGGUUAAGUUGUUUGGUUUCCUAUUUCGAUUUGUCGAUUGUUUGCGGUGUUGGACGCGCUAGUCUCACCAGUAGAGAAAGUUGUGUACGAAUCUGUCGAGCGAAGGACCGGAGAGCAGCGUUAUGGCAGCAGUUGAUACAGAUGUGCCCAUGGGGCCAUCUGGCGAAGGGAGCAGCGCUGGAGCGAGUUCGAGUUCCAGGCGGCCGAAGCGUUUCGAGAUAAAGAAGUGGAAUGCUGUUGCUCUGUGGGCUUGGGAUAUCGUCGUUGACAAUUGUGCCAUCUGCAGAAACCAUAUCAUGGACCUUUGCAUUGAAUGUCAGGCCAAUCAAGCCAGCGCCACGAGUGAAGAAUGCACAGUCGCAUGGGGUGUUUGCAAUCAUGCCUUUCACUUCCACUGCAUCAGUCGAUGGCUGAAAACACGUCAAGUGUGUCCCUUGGAUAAUAGCGAGUGGGAGUUUCAGAAGUAUGGACGAUAAGAUGCGUGUACUUCACUUGAAUGGGGUUCAAACGCAUAGCAGGCGAGAUCUGCCAGAUAACUGGCAUUGCAUAACACGGAUUACGUGACCGAAGCUAGCUGGAAGCACAGGCUAAUCGGUACGAUCGGUCCGAGUGUUUCGAUUUCUCCGAUGAUAGGUCUUUGUUAAAGUUAAGUGUGCAAGGCCCAUCUGACAGUUAAAAGAUCUACAGGAUUGAUCACUUUCAUGUUGUCAAACCAUGUUUACAUGUGCCUUGCACUUUCCCUAAUAUUUCCUCUUAGCUGGUGAUAAGUCACGAUUUGUCUCGGAAUUGGCCGAAGGGAUUUCGCGCGAGAGCACUCUUGUCCUUAGCGUUUGAUAUGAGAAGGUGAAGUAAGGAGUUGAGGGACUUGCUGCUGGUAGAAGCUGCGGAGGGUCAGAGUCAGUACUGUGUUUUCACAUUGUACAUUUUUGUCAUUUGUUCAUACACCCUGAGGGAUCUGUCUUCUACCAGCCAACAUUGUUGUGGUGGGAGCUUGAAUCUUUGGUUUUGGAUGUACUGCGGCCAUUAUUCGCGUGUUCAUCACCUUCAAAGUAGUCAGUAUUUCCCAUGUAGAUAUAAGUCGUUGUAUACGGCACGUUGCGAUGUCUGCCUCCGGUCUGCAUCUCUUUCGACAUAUAUAUAUAUAUGUUUGCACCUUGAACUGAUAUUCACCCGCCAAAGAGUACUUGUUCAGAAUGAUGAUGCAAGGUUUGGGCCAGAUACGCCGAGGUUUCUUUGUUGGAUGGAGAGGCCAGAAGCAAUUUCAAAUGAAGUCAAAGCUUCAGUGUAAACUUGAAGUAAAUUUUACUUAAUAUGGAACUUCAAGUUAACCCUC
Messenger RNA from Marchantia polymorpha subsp. ruderalis, 1583 nucleotides. The record is from the annotation of a GenBank genome assembly. NCBI's taxonomy places the organism in Eukaryota, Viridiplantae, Streptophyta, Marchantiopsida, Marchantiales, Marchantiaceae.